This is a messenger RNA of Plectropomus leopardus (leopard coralgrouper), 521 nucleotides long. RefSeq names its product dynein light chain Tctex-type 1b (gene dynlt1b). Gene Ontology annotation, cellular component: cytoplasm; cytoplasmic dynein complex. The record is from RefSeq and is a predicted model, not a curated record. Gene Ontology annotation, biological process: microtubule-based movement. Lineage: Eukaryota; Metazoa; Chordata; Actinopteri; Perciformes; Serranidae. Gene Ontology annotation, molecular function: dynein intermediate chain binding.
AUUGGAGGCAGUAGUAGUCCAUGGUAGCAAUGGACGAGUAUCAGACAGAAGAGGAGACUGCUUUCGUCGUUGAAGAAGUGAGCAAAAUAAUAAAAGAGUCAGUAGAAGCAGCCAUAGGAGGAAAUACAUACCAGCAUAGCAGAGUGAACCAGUGGACCACCAGUGUCAUGGAGCAAUGCCUCAGUCAACUCAGCAAGCUGGGGAAGCCUUUCAAAUAUAUUGUGACCUGUGUCAUCAUGCAGAAAAAUGGAGCAGGUCUGCAAACAGCCAGCACAUGCUUCUGGGACAACUCUACUGAUGGAAGCUGUGCGGUGAGAUGGGAGAACAAGUCUAUGUACUGUAUCGUCAGUGUUUUCGGUCUGGCCAUCUGAAACAGCUACAGUGUACCUGAGAUGUUGAAAUGUAAAGGAUUUUGUGUAUUUUUGUGAACCUGCAUAUUGUAUUUGGUCAUGUUGGCUAUAUUUGAAUAACUUUUUUGCUUUUUUAUGAAUUACAAUUGAUUAAAAUAAUACUUUGCUGUA